Sorghum bicolor (sorghum) is the source of this 447-nucleotide messenger RNA. RefSeq lists its product as uncharacterized. The record is from RefSeq and is a predicted model, not a curated record. NCBI's taxonomy places the organism in Eukaryota, Viridiplantae, Streptophyta, Magnoliopsida, Poales, Poaceae. The transcript has a single exon. The coding region runs from base 1 to 447 and encodes 148 amino acids.
AUGGAUCAUGAGCUGCAGCACUCAUUCACGAAGUUCAACGGAAAGACCCGGUGUGGUGAGAGCGGAAGCUCCGACGUGACACAGAUGGUCCGGUGCGCGUGCUGCGACGUGGCAGAGGACUGCACGGCCGCCUACAUCCUUUGCGUCCGCGCGGCGCACUGCGGGAGCUGGGUGUGCGGCCUCUGUGCGGAGGCCGUAGGCGAGCGGCUGCGCCACGACCCGGGCGCCGGCAUGGAGGCGGCGCUGCGGUGGCACAUGGCAGUGUGCAGGGACUUCAACGCAACCACCAGGAUGAACCCGAAGCUCUCCCUCGCCGGCUCCAUGAGGGACAUCGCCAGAAGGAGCUUCAACCGGCGGGCGUCGUCCACGGCGACGUGCCACGACGAGCUCCGCGCUGCUAAGACAAUGGCGAGAUCCAUGAGCUGCCAGCCUCGCUUCCUUGCGUGA